GGAGAAGCCUGCUGAUGUUCCUGGAGCCAUGGGCAGAAAGCGUCUCAUCACAGACUCUUUCCAAGUGGUGAAGAAGAAGAAAAGAGAUAGUAAGGAAGUAAAGACUCAGAGCCCUCCCUGUGAUGCAGGGACAGUCCAGGUCGAAGCCUUCCUGCAAGAUGCUGUGCACCCAGACCAGGCAGAGGUGUUGAAGCAGUUUGAUCUCAGCUGGGAAUUUGGGCCCUGCACUGGAAUCACCCGCUUGCAGCGUUGGGAGCGAGCGGAGUUACUGGGGCUCAACCCUCCCACCACCGUGCAAGAGCUGCUGCUGAAGUACAAGGGGAAUCCCACCAUUAUGCACAGCUUGUGGCAUGAAUAUUCACUCUGAGACGAACAACUGGCAAUACCUCAAGCCGAGAAGGAGUCCCUGCUGCUUUGAUGUGGCUGCCAAUUGAAUAAUUCCUUCAUUCCUAUAAUACAAGUUGUCCAUAGUAUGAGGAAAGGCCCUGGGAAGAUGCUGAGGAGU
Molecule: messenger RNA, 505 nt
Organism: Euleptes europaea (tarantolino)
Lineage: Eukaryota; Metazoa; Chordata; Lepidosauria; Squamata; Sphaerodactylidae
Gene: POLD4
Product: DNA polymerase delta 4, accessory subunit
Exons: 4
Coding region: 29-367 (112 amino acids)
Biological process (GO): DNA synthesis involved in DNA repair; DNA-templated DNA replication
Cellular component (GO): delta DNA polymerase complex
Molecular function (GO): DNA-directed DNA polymerase activity
Source: RefSeq, a predicted model, not a curated record